ACUACCCCAAAGCUUCAUUCAACCUCAUCACUCUACAUUUACUCCAAAAUGCCCACCGUACUAAUCACCGGCGCAAACAAAGGCAUCGGCCUCACCCUCCUAAAAACAUACCUCACCCGGCCCCAAACCACCGUCAUAGCAGCCAUCCGCAACCCAAACACCCAAUCCCCCCUCCUCCUCACCCUCCCCACCGCCCCCUCCUCCCGUCUCCUCAUCGUCCAAAUCGACUCCACCUCCAACACCGACGCCCCAACCGCCAUAACCUCCCUCCUAGAGCAAGGCAUCACCUCCCUCGACAUCGUCAUUGCCAACGCAGGCAUAGUCGAUCCGUCAGCGUUCGUCCCCGUCGCUGAUAUCAACAUCGCCCAGCUCCAGGAACAUCUCGAUAUCAAUACCGUGGGGCCUGUGCGAUUGUUCCAAGCUACGUUGCCUCUGCUUAGGAGAUCGCCGCGCGGGAGGUUUGUCGUGAUGAGUAGUUUGAUGGGUACGAUUGCGGGGAUGGGGGACGUGGCGAUUCCCAUUGCUGCGUAUGGAGCUAGUAAGGCGGCGGUGAAUUUUUUUACGAGGAAGAUGCAUUUUGAGAAUGAGAGGGUUGCGACGUUGGUGGUUCAUCCGGGGUCGGUUAAGACGGACUCGGGGAAUGAUGCUGCCAGGGCGGUGGGGUAUCCUGGGGCGUUUGUGGAGAUUGAGGAUAGUGUUAAGGCGGUGGUGGAGAAGAUUGAUACGUUGUCGAAGGAGAAUGGGUCGGGAGAGUUUUGGGGGUUUGAUGGGAGUGUGAUUGCUUGGUAG
This is a messenger RNA of Aspergillus sclerotioniger CBS 115572, 789 nucleotides long. RefSeq names its product SDR family oxidoreductase. The coding region runs from base 49 to 789 and encodes 246 amino acids. The transcript has 3 exons. NCBI's taxonomy places the organism in Eukaryota, Fungi, Ascomycota, Eurotiomycetes, Eurotiales, Aspergillaceae. Gene Ontology annotation, molecular function: oxidoreductase activity, acting on the CH-OH group of donors, NAD or NADP as acceptor. The record is from RefSeq and is a predicted model, not a curated record.